AUGCCUUCUCAACAGUUUUUGGAUGCCGCUGACGCCGUUCAAAAGCUCCCCCACAAGCCCAAUGACAAAGAUCUCUUAAAGGUCUACGGUCUGUACAAGCAGGCCACCGUUGGCGACAACGAUACUGAGCGCCCCGGACUGCUUGACUUCAAGGGCAAGCUCAAGUGGGACGCCUGGGAGGCCAACAAGGGCAUCUCCCAGGAGGAUGCUGAGCAGCAGUACAUUGCCUUCGUCGAGGAGCUCAAAGAAAAGUACAAGUAG
Molecule: messenger RNA, 261 nt
Organism: Wickerhamiella sorbophila
Lineage: Eukaryota; Fungi; Ascomycota; Dipodascomycetes; Dipodascales; Trichomonascaceae
Product: Putative acyl-CoA-binding protein
Exons: 1
Coding region: 1-261 (86 amino acids)
Biological process (GO): fatty acid metabolic process
Molecular function (GO): long-chain fatty acyl-CoA binding
Source: RefSeq, a predicted model, not a curated record